Pleuronectes platessa (European plaice) is the source of this 4754-nucleotide messenger RNA. It is a transcript of the gene lars2, whose product is annotated as leucyl-tRNA synthetase 2, mitochondrial. NCBI's taxonomy places the organism in Eukaryota, Metazoa, Chordata, Actinopteri, Pleuronectiformes, Pleuronectidae. The transcript has 19 exons. Bases 1143 to 3488 code for a protein of 781 amino acids. Gene Ontology annotation, cellular component: mitochondrion. The record is from RefSeq and is a predicted model, not a curated record. Gene Ontology annotation, biological process: leucyl-tRNA aminoacylation; mitochondrial translation. Gene Ontology annotation, molecular function: ATP binding; leucine-tRNA ligase activity; aminoacyl-tRNA deacylase activity.
AUUAAGAAGAUCUGUUUACACAAGGCCUCUGUGAACUCUCAUGCUUUAUGUCACUUAACUCAGUCCCUGCUUAUACAGUGUACAUAGUGUAGUGCACUAACCUCAGCACCCAUUAACAUUAGUUGCAUGAUCACAAUAACUCCUUUUGCCAUUGUCUUUCAAUUACACAACCUUAGUCUACACUUUGCGUGCAUGUAAUAGAUUUCUGCUGUGCUGUAUUGAUUUCAAACAUUUGCACAGUAUGCACAUUAGAUUAACUCAGGUCUUAUGGUAGCUUGAUUGUUUUAUAUUACGCUUUUUAAACCUCCACCAAGGAGAUUAUGUUUUCACCCCUGUGGAUUUGUCGGUUUGAUUGUGAACAAAAUUACACAGAAGCCACUGGAAAGAACCCAUUUGAAUCAAGUGUGGAUCUCUAAGCACCAUUCAAGUUUAUAUUAUUUUCUUAUAUUUGUUUAUUGUUGUCUUAUUAAGUUGUUUUCAAGCUACAAAGACUCUAUUCUCUAAUGUGUCAUAAUUUUAUGUUGCUGGAUAAAAACACUCUUUUAUUGACUAGGAGUGUUUCACUUCUACUGAAUGAUUCCAUAAAAAUCGAUUUUCAUGACCACUAGACCUAUUGAGCUUUUUCAAAAUAAAGGCCUGUAAUUACAGGAACGAAGUCUGAAAGGAAGAAAAUGUUUUCGUGUCUCUUGUAAGCUGACAGGUGGCGGCUGUGAUGAUCUUGAACCUUCUCUUUACAUGGUUAAAAUUAGAUAUAAAUAAGGUAACGUUAAAAUCCAUACUCUCGAUCACAAGCACUCUGGUCUGUUAUUGACUCGCGAUUGUUUCACAUCAAAGUGUUGCUGUCGAUAGUCAGCACUCGCUCUGUAACAGUGCAGUAAAUGAUUGGUGUAGAAUAGAUGAAGCUGUAACCAGUGUGAAACCACACAAACCUUCUGACACGAAGGCAAAAACAGUCCACGGACAGUUCUUUGGUUUCGUCUCAGUCCUCACUAGAUCCGUCAGACAUCUUUCUCUUGUUUCUUCUUUUCCUGGUGGAUUUUACACUCGAUGGUGUGCAUCAUCCCUCUCGAGUCUCAGAGAGAAUCCCGUCUGCCUCUGCCUGGUUUCUCCCUGAACACGAACAUGGCUUCACAUGACUGGUAAUGAAUCCAAUGGGCUGGGAUGCGUUUGGACUUCCAGCUGAGAAUGCUGCCAUCGAGAGAGGUCUUGACCCAGAAGAGUGGACUAAAAGUAACAUCCAGUCCAUGCGGGAGCAGCUGGACAGCCUUGGCCUUUGCUUCAGCUGGGACCGGGAAGUGACCACGUGUCUUCCAGAGUACUACAGGUGGACGCAGUAUCUGUUUGUUAAGCUCUUCGAGGCAGGACUGGCGUAUCAGAAAGAGGCCGUGGUGAACUGGGACCCUGUGGAUCAGACAGUGCUGGCUGAUGAGCAGGUGGAUGAAAAUGGUCUCUCUUGGAGGUCUGGCGCGCUGGUGGAGCAGAAGCUGCUCACGCAAUGGUUCAUCAAGACCACAAACUACGCCAAGCCUCUCCUGGACGCCCUGGCAGACCUUCCCGAGUGGUACGGUGUCAAAGCCAUGCAGGCAAACUGGAUUGGAGACUGCACCGGCUGCUACUUCGAUUUCCAACUCAAGGUGGACGGGGAGGAGACGGGGGAGACCCUGUCAGCCUACAGCUCCUCCCCGGAGACGGUGUUCGGGGCGGCCUACCUGGCCAUUCUGCCCUCCCACAGGCUUUUACACGGCAGCAGCUCGGUGCGCUCAGCACUGGAAAAAGGCUUUCAGCCGGGCAGAGACACCCUGACAGCGGUCACCGCUCGCAACCUGUUCACCGGCCACGAGGUUCCCCUGAUCAUCUCGCACAAAGAGGCGUUUGAUGGCUAUUUAGACACUGUGAUUGGUGUCCCAGACUGUAGCGAGGAGGAUCUCUCUGUGGUCACAGCGCUGAACCUUCAGUGGACGACGGUGCUGAAAAGUGACCAAGACGGGAAUCAAACGUUGAUUAACUCUGAUGAGUUCUCUGGCCUCAGCAGAGCGGAAGCCUUCGACUCCAUUACCCAGAAGGCCAGAGAGCAGAAGGUCGGCGGCCACCUCACCAGCUCCAAGCUCAGGGACUGGCUGAUAUCAAGGCAGCGGUACUGGGGCACACCCAUCCCCGUGGUGCAUUGUGGGACUUGCGGCCCAGUUGCGGUCCCUGAGGAGGAGUUACCAGUGACUUUACCGAAGCUACCGUCGCUCACAGGAAAGGGGGCGUCGCCUCUGGAGGCUUCACAUGACUGGGUGAACUGUAAAUGUCCAAGAUGUAAGGGCCAGGCGAGGAGGGAGACCGACACCAUGGACACGUUUGUGGACUCAGCCUGGUACUACUUCAGAUACACAGACCCUCAUAACACAGAUAGGCCCUUUGACCGUCAGCUGGCAGAUCACUGGCUGCCUGUGGACGUGUACAUCGGAGGGAAGGAGCACGCUGUCAUGCACCUGUACUACGCUCGCUUCCUCUGUCACUUCUGCCAGGACCAGAGCCUUGUGGCCCACAGGGAGCCUUUCCGGAAGCUGCUGGUCCAGGGUCUGAUUAAGGGCCAGACUUUCAAACAGGCGGAAAGUGGCCAGUACCUAAAGAGAGAGGAAAUAGACUUCACAGACAAGGAGCCUGUGGCGUUGGAUGGUGGUUGUGUUGAGGUGACGUGGGAGAAGAUGAGCAAGUCUAAAAACAACGGCCUGGACCCUCAAGAGGUGGUGCAGCAGUACGGCGUGGACACGGUUCGACUCUACAUUCUGUACGCUGCGCCGCCUGAGCAGGACAUCCUCUGGAAUGUCAAGACGGACGCCCUUCCCGGGGUCCUGAGAUGGCAGUCCCGACUCUGGCAGCUGGUGACCAAGCUGAGAGUGGCUCGGCAGCUCGAAGGUGUCCCCAACCCCUCCCUGCUGAAGAAGAAGGAGCUGGAAGAGGCCAAGAAGAUCUGGGAGAACAAGAACUACGCUAUUGAAGAGGUGACGUCUCACUUCACUGAGGACUUCCUUUUCAACGCAGCCAUUUCACGUCUGAUGGGAUUGACCAACACACUGAAUAGUGCGACAGUCAGGGUGGUGCAGCACAGCGUGGAGUUUGAGGAGGGGCUGGCCUCACUGGUGAUGAUGACAGCACCCAUGGCCCCUCACCUGGCGUCUGAACUCUGGGCAGGUCUUUGCCAGGUGGAAAACCCCCUCAGCCCCCUCCUGCAGCGGGGAGGAGACGCCCUGCAACAGUCCUGGCCAACUGUGGACCCUGAGUACCUGAAGGUCCCUGACUUUGUAGAGCUGUCUGUUCGGAUAAACAACAAGGUGUGUGGGACGGUGACGGUGCCGCUGCAGGUGUCCAAAGACACAGAGCGGGUGCAGCAGCUGAUCCUGGAGAGCCAACUCGGACGGGAGCUCCUUGGCGGGCGCAGCAUCAAGAGAGUCAUCCUCUCCCCCAGGACCGCCCUCGUCAACUUCCUCAUCGAUGAGUGACGUUCAGCACUGGUUUUGUAACUGGGACUAAGUUGUAGAUUGCUGUCGGUCAGUGAUUCUGCACGAGGAGACAGACAGAAGAGGUGGACUGUUAGAAAGGAUGGAAGUCAGCUUAUUUAAAGCAACACUGUGUAACUUUUUCUCUGCAACAGCGCCCUCUGCAGCCAUGUUGAUCACAUCUGUUGGGCUCGGUGUUCAAGUGAUUAAGUGGUAUUCAUUUGGAGAAAAACCAUAACUGUGUAGUCCCCCUCACUGAACUGAAACAGAACUGAAUGGUGGAUAUUACCCAUGAUCACCGGCUUCCUGAAUAACAAGAGCCCGCGCUGUAACAAAUUCACCAAACUCUGUUUACAAUUGCUCAUAUUUUAAGUUUCCUUGCUGAAUGUCUGAAAAAGCUGUUUUUUAUUGAUCUAAAAUUAAGCAUUGCUCAUAAACUUGCUGAAACGGAUACUGGAAAUUUAAACUGCGCCUAUCAGACUGUUCCACACUUCUCACAGGAGAUCGUAUCUGCUCACCAAAGUUACAUGGAGCAAGAACAUAAGUUCAGGUUGAGGAGUGGAAAUGAAAGCGGCACCAUUCUCCCUAUCCCAAGUGAGAGUUCCUUCAACGAAGCUGCUAUUUUCUGGUUAAAAAGUCGCUUAGUGUUGCUUUAAUUGUCAAAACUGCUAUGUAAAUAUGUCAAAAUGUAUAUUUUCUUGUUUUCAAAAAAAGACUCAAGCAGCAGGGUGUUUCUGCCAUUUCUUGUUAUUGACCUUUUAUAAAUUGCCAAGUGAGUUUAAGUCCGUCUUGACAAUCUCGAUGAAAACCACCCAUCCCUUUUAGGUUCCAGUCGACGUUCACGUUCCCCUGCACAGAAACGCUACUCACUGCAUCACACCCAGAACCACGACUUCACACCUCUGCGUCUGCCCUACGCCUGUCAGCCCCGAGCUCUCUGGCUGAGUCACACACUCGUGAUCUCCCUCAUGAGGGGGAUUGUCUCCACCUCUGUAGCGACACGUCUCCUCCGAGCACCAUACACAGGGCCACUGUUUGGCUCCUGUCGAUCUGAAGGCCUGCGGGAGAUACCUAAAGAGUUAAAUGUGGUCAGAGAGGGAUUUUCAGCUCACCACCACAGCAUGGUUGUCCUCUGCUGCUCUGUGUCUCUGUCUCAACACUGGACCAACGUGACUCAGCUGACAGCACUGCUCUGUCUAAAUCCCACGAACCAGCGGCAAUGAAAUGUAUCCGUGUGUACACCCACGGCCAUAUCUCUUUACAGCCUGU